GUGAGAGGAGGAGGGUGCGCGUACACAUACCUCGCCGUGUUUCUGUCGUGUGCCUACUUUUGGUGACUGCUGACCACUGGGGAGGCUCAGCACGCCCCCCAUGACCACAGGGGCGACCCGGGUGCUGAGGGAACGCGGCAGAGCGCCACAGCCCCCCCUCGUCCUGAUUUAGCCCUUGACUCCUUGAAAUCCGGUGUUGUACGAAUCAGCUCCCAGUCGCAAAAUAGCUCGCAGAGAGAAAUUGGACUUGCUUAUUUUUCUACAUUUCACUCACUGCUGCCGUAACCUGUCUAGCUCGGGCUCCAGUGUACGACAGAAACAUCAGAGCAACACUUCUGAUCCAUGGAAGGCAGCACUAUAACCAACGCAGAGGGCAGAUCAGAAAGAGUAUUGAAACUGAACUAACUUAUUUUUCCAUAUUUCACUCACUGCUGCCGUUUACUUUAGGUGUAUCAGCUCUAGUACACGGCAGAAACAUCAGAGCAACACCCUUGAUCAACACAAGGCAACACCCGGGCAUUAUAACCAACGAACAGGGCAGAUUAUAGAAAGAAUAUAUCCUCAAGUUGAUAUUCACUCCGUUCCUGUUUGAUUCUUCUGCCUUCCUGGCGUGUUGUUAUCUUGGUCGCUUAACCCCAACGCAUGCCACAGAGUUUACAGAACCACCUGCGGCCAAUAGCAACCAUUCUAAAGAUCACAAGUGGAUAGACUAGAACACCAGAGCGACAUAUAUCUGCGGGGAGCUAAUGAAUACAACACCGGAGUUCCACGAAUGUUGUUUUAGGAUGACCACUUUUUAAUUGCGGCCAGUAACAACCAUUUUAAAGAUCACAAGUGGACAGAGUAGGAUACCAGAGCGACAUAUUUAUGCGAGGAGCUAUUAACUACAACAUCGGAGUCCCACGAAGGUUGUUUUAGGAUGAUAUGAAAUUAAACUGUGAGCCACUUGCCGUCAAUAUCAACCAUUAUAAAGAUCACAAGUGGACAAACUAUAUAGGACACCAGAGCAAUAUAUAGAGUUAAUUACUACAACACCGGAGUCCCACUAAGGUUGAGGAUGAAACGAAACUGAACUGUGAACUGUGAACUGCUGUGUGUGUGCCCCCCAGGAAGCAGCUGCCCAUGUGAUGCACCCCGCGCUAUGAGAGUGAAGCAGCGGUCAAGAUGAUGAGCUUGGACAUGGUUGCAGGUGUCAAGUCACUAAGGUGGGUUCAGUGGCUGCCGCGAUGAUGUUUGAAGUUCCGUCUUGCUGUGCUGCCAACAUGCUGACGUGUCCCAACUGCCACCACGUGCUGGCGGCGCGCCCCUGCUGCAGCAUCACCCUCCAGUGCCCCGCGUCUGCCCCGCCCAUCACAACCAUGGCCCCGCCUGCAGCAGCGGCGCCACUCAUGGGCUCUUCCCUGGGCGCCGCGCCCCUCCACCUCUCCACAGCCUCUGCCUCCACACAGCAGCAGCAGCAGCAACAACAGCAGCAGCAGCAGCAGCAGCAGCAGCAGCAGCAGGCACCCCUGGCCACCCCGCACGUCAGCGGCCACAUGUUCCACUUCCCCACGCUGCACAUCCCCGCCCUGAUGGGCUGCCACAGUCCGUGCCACAUGGCGUGUCAGGGCGGAGUGUCGCCCCAGUGUGUGGCGCCUUGCCGCAGCCCUGCCGUGUGUGGCGGCGGCUGGCGGUGGCCAGAUAGUGGCGGCCACGGCCCGGACAACAGCCUGGCCUCACGCAUGCACACGUCAGGCGGCGGCAUAGUUGAUGGCGGCGGCCUGGCCAAGGCGGGCGUGGGCGUGGGCGUUAGGGAGGACGCCGUGCUGGCGGCCACGCGGCGGGCCCUGCUGCGCAGCGGAUGGUACUGGGAGCGGGUCAGCUGGCGGGAGGCCGAGGCGCUGCUGGCGGGCACCAGCCUCGGCACCUUCAUCGUGCGGGACUCCGCCGACGUGCGCUUCCUGUUCUCGCUGAGCGUGCAGACGGAGCGCGGCCCCACCAGCGUCAGGAUCCAGUACUCGGGCGGUAAGUUCCGCUUGGACUGCGAGGCGCACAUGACGCAGAGCAUCCCCGAGUUCCCGCACGUGAUCCGCCUGGUGGAGCACUACAUCAGGAUCAACCGGAAGCUGCAGCGCCACGUGUGGGUGGACACGCGCGGCCAGAUCUACUCUCCCAUCACCAUCCGGCAGCCGCUGAAGCGCUGCGUGCCCAGCCUGAAGCACCUGUCCCGCCUGGCUGUCAACCAGGCCUUCCACCGGCCCGCCGCCACGCUGCGGCUGCCCGCCCCGCUCGCCGCCUACAUCGACGAGUACCCCUUCUGGUGCUAGCAACACUCCCAGCCUCCCUAGCAACUACUGAAGCUACAACAUACAGACAUAGACAUUAUUUUUCAUGCAUAUGCAUGUGCGUAUGUACAUAGUAGAUCAUUGUUUAUAUUUAUUAUAUAAAUGACUUUAGGUCCGUGUACAUAACCUCAAUUUCACGUGUAAGAUAUGUAUGUUUUUCUACAUGAAGUCACAUCUAUGGCGUUCUCGUCCUGUCCUGCAUCACACGAAGGAGCCUGGCGAGGAGGGCGGCCGCGGCCCGUCAGGAGGCACACACACUCCCCGCGCCGCGCCACCCCCUGGAAGGAAAGGAAAAACCUCAGUCGCCGGACACCCGGCUGCUGCCUCGCCGGGGAACUUGUCCGCGAGGCCUCAGUGUGUUGAGAGUUGCAUUGUUGAUUUGUUUCAUCUUACUUAAUAGAUUCAUUUGUCUUCAGUUAAGUUUCUUAUGAAACAUUGUCAUUUUUUUUUUUUUUUUACCAAGUGAGCACCUCGACGCUAGUGUGCGCGUGAGCAUGCACUCAAGCUGGCGACACACGGGACCAUUUUUUAAGCUGCGUGUCGGGCGCCGAGCUUGUGCUGGCGGGCAGGGGAGCGUUGGCGCCUCGCUCGAGGACCAGCGGCGCGGCAGGCGUCGAGUCUCACCAGCGCGGCGCGGCGCCUGGCCCUGCAAACACGCCAACCACGACUAGCCACACUCCUGGCCGUCGCCUCCCCCGGCUGUAGAUUACUUGAUGUGCGACAGCGUUUAGCAGUUCUACACAUCGUUGAGCGGACCACUGGGAAGGUCCUUCGCUGCCCACCCCGGGAGGUGCCGUCCGGCCAGGUGUGGAGCAUGAACGACUCGCGGGGGCGAUCAGCUGGCCAGCCAGUACCCGGCGCCCGGUGAGCAUCUUGAAAAAAAAAGCCCAGUGUGACGCCAGAUUCACACACACACACACACACACACACACACACACAAAGAAAAAGAAAUAUCUUGACAAAUCCAUUUACAUGUGUGUGUGUGUGUGUGUGUGUGUGUGUGUGUGUGUGUGUGUGUGUGUGUGUCACUAAAGGAAACUGUUUAGUAUCUGCAUAUCAUACAUGAACAUAGUUGACAUAAUGUGUGAGAAUCGACCUAAAUGAUUCAUGACCAGACCAAGCAAGUCCAAUUUACCUUUUUGUUUUCAUUAGAGGGGACACAUGAGGAAAGUCUACACGUCCACAAACACCAAUUAAUGCCAGAUUUUUUAAACGUGGUAUUAGCAUUGUUAACAGUUACGUGGCUGGUUUGGCUCCUUAAUUCCAUAUUUGAAGAUGAGUUAGUGUGUUGGAUUUCACAGAGUUAAGUCGACAUAUUACCGUCUCACUCGUCAAAGGUGAUAUAAAAAGAAAUCAAGAAAAAGAACUAACAAAGCCUCGAGAAAACUGUUGAAGAGACAAAUUAGCCACAUUGUUAUUGAUAUUAAAAGAAAUCAAGAAAAACAACUAACAAAGCCUCGAGAAAACUGUUGAAGAGACAAAUUAGCCACAUUGUUAUUGAUAUUAAAAGAAAUCAAGAAAAACAACUGACAAAGCCUUGAGAAAACUGUUGAAGAGACAAAUUAGCCACAUUGUUAUUGAUAUUAAAAGAAAUCAAGAAAAACAACUAACAAAGCCUCGAGAAAACUGUUGAAGAGACAAAUUAGCCACAUUGUUAUUGAUGAAAACUGAUACACCGUUUAAAAAGCUACGACAUAAUUAGAGUCGGAGCUGCACGACAAACAUCAUCCAUGAAAGAGUUUUACGGCUGCUCGGAAUCAUGAUCCAGCGGGGGUUGAGGACAAGCAUACCAAUAACUGCAGGUGGCGUGCGUUCUUGCGAUACUGAAUCAAAAUUUUGCCUUUUCUCUAUCAAUGGGAAUGAGUUACUGCGGUUGAGGUAAUUGUUUUAGAGCUAGACAAGGAGUGGAUGUAAGGGAGAGGAGUUGGUCUGGUUUCAUUCUUGUCAGCUGGUCUACCUCACAGAGUUCUUGAAUAUUUGGGAGACUUCAUAGAUUGUCCUGGAGAAAGAUGAGAAGUGGAGUAGCAAGGAAACUGAAAAAGGGAGAGUAGGCAAGCAAGACAUAGGGAUGAAGAGAUGCAUUAAGUAGCAAGACAUGAAGGAAGGAUAAACUAAAAGAAAACUAAGAAAAGGGAGAGAAGGCAAGCAAGACAUAGGGAGAAAGAGAGGCAUAAAGUAGCCAAACAUGAAUGAAAGGAGAACCAUAAGGAAACUAAAAAGAGGAGGAACGAGAUGAUUGGAGGAGGAAAGGAUUGAAGAAUGAAGAAUAUGGACAUCAUAUAAUAGGAAUGGAAGAGGUGGAGACUGAUUAAAAGGAAGGGAAGCAGGGAAUAAUGAAAAUGAAGAAGAGGAGACGAUAGAUAUAUGGAAGGGAAGAAAGAAAUUGAAAGGGUAGAAUACUGGAGCAAGGGAAAGAAAGAGAGGAAAUAUAGGGAAGAAUGGAAAGGAAUGAAGAAGUGGAGAAUAAGGAAAACAAUUGAAGGGAAAAAGGAAACUGAAUGAUGAAAAUGAAGAAGAGGAGACGGUGGAUAUAUGGAAGGAAAGAAAGAAAUUGAAAGGGUAGAAUACUGAAGCAAGGGAAAGAAAGGGAAUGUAGGGAAGGAUGGAAAGGAAUGAAGGGAAUAAGGAAAACAAGGGAAUGGAAAGGAGCAGGAAAUAAUGAAAAUGAAGGGGAAAUGGUGGAUAUAUGGAAGGGAAGAAAGAAACUGAAAGGGUAGACUAUUGAAACGAGGAAAAGAAAGCAAAUGAGGGGAAGGAUGGAAAGGAAUGAAGAAGAGAAUAAGGAAAACCAGGGAAGGAAGAGGGGAGCAGGAAAUAAUGAAAGUGAAGAAGGGAAGGUGGGAGAUAUUUUGAGGAGUAGAAUACUAAAACAAAGGAAAGAGAGGAACUGUAGGGAAGGAUGGAAAGGAAUGAAGUGGAGAAUAAGGAAAACAGGGGAAUGGAAGGGGGAACAGGAAAUAAUGAAAAUAAAGAAGAGGAGACAGGGGAUAUUUUAAAGGAUAGAAAGAAAUUAGAAAAGGGUAGAAUACUAAAACAAGAGAAGGGGAGAAAGAGGAAAACAGUAGAAUGGAAAGGGAGGACAACUGGAGAGAAUUAAAAUAGAGUGGUAUCAUGGUUACAAAGACACUAUAAGUUUGUCAAAGGUAUAUAUCAACCCAGUAGCAGCAGGGAUCAAGUUUCCUAAUGGUCCCUCUAAGCGAGAAAAAUGAGAAAAAAUUAUCACUCACAAUCCAUUUCAUAAUAUAUGUCAAAGCAUUUGUGAUCAGUUUAUGUAUCAUCUAUUUUGGGGGUUUAUAUCAUGGCACAAAUUUGGCCCGUCGCUGCUACACGGUAAAGCCACUAAUUUGGCUCGUCGCUGCUACCGGGUUAAUCAUUGAACGCAUUGUAUAUGAUUCUAAGGGAGUACAAAUGAGAUGGAGGAGUGCUAAAGAGGAGCAAUACCAUAACUACAAUGACGUAGACACGCUAACAGAAGACAGGCGGUACAUACAUCCGCUUUCAUUAAUGUUUCUAUUCAUCAGUGGACUCUUUACGGACGGUUCUCGAGCAAGACAAGGGUUGGAGCUGUGAGGGGGAGGGAUACAAUUGCGAUAGAUGAGAGUUUUGUGAACCUCCCUAGAGUUUAUGUUAACCUGAAGACUUUGAAGAUGGUAUUGUAGGUAAAGGAGGGGAUCAAAGGGAGAGUGAUAUGGUUUUAAUGGCAAGUUUAUGAUCAGUCAAUUUAGUUAGCUUUCCCAGAAACUUUGUCUUAAUCCGAGAACUUUGGAGGUGGUCGUGGAGGGGUGAAUCUGUGAGGGUGUGGUUUCUGUAAUGGCAAGUUAGUGAUAGGUGAGUUUUGUGAGCCUUUCCAAAGUAUAGAAAGUAGUGUAAAAAGUACAAAAAGGGAAAAAUAAGGGGAAGAUGACCAUGAAAAGUGAGUUGAAAUGAGGAUUAAGGCUACUAACAGAAGAGAUAUUGUGUUGAUAUUUAGAGGGGACGGUGAAGAAGUAGAAUGUAGAGAACGGAAAAGAAAGGGAUGUAGGACCAAGCAAAAUUAGUUGAGUUGAGGACUGGAGAUCAAGGGAAGGGAUGAAAGCUACUAAAAAAUAUUGUGUUAGUAUUUAGAAGGGAUGGUGAAGAAGUAGAAUGUAAAGAAGGGAAAUAAAGGGAUGUUGGACCAUGCAAAAUUAACUGAGUUGAAGUCUGGAGUUAAGACAAGGGAUUAAGGCUACCAAGAGGAGAGAUGUGUAUUGUGUUAGUGUUUAGAGGGGACGGUGAAGCAGAAAGUAAAGAAGAGAAAAAAAAGGGAUAUAGGACCAUGCAGAAUUAGUUGAGUUGAGGACUGGAGAUCAAGGGAAGGGAUGAAGGCUAAGAGAUAAUGUGUUAGUAUUUAGAAGGGACGGUGAAGAAGUAGAAUGUAGAGAAGGGAAAUAAAGGGAUGUAGGACCAUCCAAAAUUAAUUGAGCUGAAGUCUGUUGUUAAGACAAGGGAUUAAGGCUGCCAAGAGGAAAGAUAUUGUGUUAGUGUUUAGAGGGAACGGUGAAGCAGAAAGUAAAGAA
Messenger RNA from Eriocheir sinensis (Chinese mitten crab), 6862 nucleotides. RefSeq lists its product as uncharacterized. The record is from RefSeq and is a predicted model, not a curated record. The transcript is spliced from 3 exons. Bases 1227 to 2306 code for a protein of 359 amino acids. Lineage: Eukaryota; Metazoa; Arthropoda; Malacostraca; Decapoda; Varunidae. Gene Ontology annotation, biological process: phosphatidylinositol phosphate biosynthetic process; intracellular signal transduction. Gene Ontology annotation, cellular component: phosphatidylinositol 3-kinase complex. Gene Ontology annotation, molecular function: 1-phosphatidylinositol-3-kinase regulator activity.